Messenger RNA from Sarcophilus harrisii (Tasmanian devil), 1699 nucleotides. RefSeq names its product oocyte zinc finger protein XlCOF19. The transcript is spliced from 4 exons. The coding region runs from base 786 to 1568 and encodes 260 amino acids. Gene Ontology annotation, molecular function: RNA polymerase II cis-regulatory region sequence-specific DNA binding; DNA-binding transcription factor activity, RNA polymerase II-specific. Lineage: Eukaryota; Metazoa; Chordata; Mammalia; Dasyuromorphia; Dasyuridae. Gene Ontology annotation, biological process: regulation of transcription by RNA polymerase II. The record is from RefSeq and is a predicted model, not a curated record.
CACAGUGGCUGGGGGGGAAUGGGGGGGGGCACUCCGGAUCCGGGGCCCGCCAUGGCGGGGGAGGGGCAGAGUCUUAGCUUGGAUCCCCCUUCAGUUCCUCCUUGGCAGCACAUGGGGGGAGGGGGAGAGGCCCGGCUGAUGCCCUGCCCCCACCCUGACCCUCUGCUCCAAACCCAACGGGAUCUGGCUUCUGCCCCUUGAAGCGGGAGGAGGACCCAGAGCCUUAAGGGGUUAAUGCAGAGAGAGCCGACAUUUCUCCUGGCAGUGACCGCCAAAGGCCCCCACGAUGCCCACUCAUCUGGUGUGGCCGGUCACCGGCUGCGGCCGUCCUGCCCGCUGAUACUGGCCAUCCUGCCCCACCCCCCACCCGCGGUGCCGGGCUCUGAGCCCUGGUACCAGCCAUCCUGACCCCCAGUGCCGGCCAUCCUGACCAUCCUGCGCCCCCUCUUUCCCCCCCUCCCCCCGCCGGCCAUCCUGUCCCCUGGUACCAGGCCCUGACCAUCCUGCCCCCCGGUGCCGGCCAUCCUGCCUCCUGGUGCCAGCCUGCGGCUGUCCUGCCCCCCGGUGCCGGGCUCUGACCAUCCUGCCUCCUGGUGGGUGACCCUCCUCCUCAGCCUCUGCAGCCCGGGCUGGUUAUUCGGGUGACUCGUUUGUAAACCUUUCGGAAAUAUUCUGGCUGUUAUCCCGUGCGGGGACCAGUGCGUCCGAGUCUUCCCUCCAGUCUGGGACCCCGGCUUUUUGGUGAGCUAGAGAGCGAGGGUCCAGCUUGGGACCUGAGUUGGGAGAUGAAUAGUGCAAGCCAGAUGUUCCCCCCAAAGCUGAACUUUUUCACAGAUGCCUCUGCCCAGGACAAACUCCCAAGGGAGAACCCCUGUGUCUCCGGGUUGGCAGAAGCUUGGGAAUGUGGUUCCAAGAUGGGGAAGGUGCAGGAAAAUGAGGAGAAACAUCCUGAAACUGAAGGGAAAUCCCCUCUUUGUAAUGAGAGUGGAAAUCCUUCCUCGACACAGGAUGGGACCCGCGUGUGCCAGAGCAAAGAGGCGGCCCGAGCCCAGAGAGUGCACAAUGGGGAGCGGUCUAGUGAGGGCCCUGAGGGUGGGAAAGUCUUCUGCAGGCGCCUUACCCACCCACCCCCAAGUUACUGCAUAGAUCGGUAUUACUCCUGCACUCACUGCGAGGAGGCCUUCUGCCGGGUCUCAGACCUGGCCCAGCAUGUGAAGACUCACAGUGAGGAGAAGAACUACAAGUGUCACCAGUGUGGGAAGGACUUCUACUCCAGCUCGGGGCUCACUCAGCACAAGAAAUUCCACACGGCCGUGAAGCUUUUUCAGUGUAAUGAAUGUAGCCGGGCCUUCCGCAAGAACAAACAACUGGCCCGACAUCAGAGAGUCCACAAUGGGGAGAAACUCCACAAAUGUAAAGAAUGUGGGAAGGGGUUCUUUGAGAACAAAGCCCUCACCGUCCACCAGAGAAUUCACAGUGGAGAGAAGCCUUAUGAGUGUUCGGCAUGUGGAAGGGCCUUCCGCCGGAAUUCCCACCUUACUCGACACCAGAAAACUCAUGCGGAAUAAAAAAGGCCCAAUUGUGUCAAACUGAAGGAUUCUCUCAAUCAAAAUAAGAAAAUAUGUCCCAAUUUUAAACCUUUUCGAUCCAUAUGGAAGGGCUUUUUGCAAAAAUAAACCACUCGAUGUUAUUUUUUUAA